Lottia gigantea (owl limpet) is the source of this 1260-nucleotide messenger RNA. RefSeq lists its product as hypothetical. Bases 8 to 1201 code for a protein of 397 amino acids. The transcript has 12 exons. Lineage: Eukaryota; Metazoa; Mollusca; Gastropoda; Lottiidae. Gene Ontology annotation, molecular function: nucleosome binding. The record is from RefSeq and is a predicted model, not a curated record. Gene Ontology annotation, cellular component: Swr1 complex.
AAACAAAAUGGCGACGCUUGUUUUAGAUAAUGGAGCGGGAAGUGUGAAAAUAGGAUUUUCCAAUGAAAAAGAACCAAGAAUAAUACCAAAUUGUGUAUCAAAAGCUAAAAAUGUUAGAACUAGAAUUUUCAUCGGUGAUCAAAUUGAUGAAUGUAAAGAUUUAUCAGGGUUAUAUUAUAUGUUACCAUUUCAAAAGGGUUAUUUGGUAAAUUGGGAUAUAGAAAGGCAAGUAUGGGAUCAUAUGUUUGGUAAAGAUUGUUUGCAGGUUGAUUUUAAUGAAACUACAGCUAUAGUAACAGAACCUCAUUUUAAUUUUCCCUCAGUACAAGAAUCAAUGAAUGAAGUAUUUUUUGAAGAAUACCAGUUUAAAGCUUUACAUAGAACAAAUGCUUCAGCAUUAAGUCAAUAUAAGUGGGAGAAAGAAAGUAAUGACAAACAUCUAUGUACAUUGGUUGUAGAUUCUGGUUAUUCAUUUACACAUAUCAUACCCUAUUUUAAAGGUAGAAAAAUCAAAGAAGGUAUCAAAAGAAUUAAUGUUGGUGGUAAAAUAUUAACAAAUCAUCUAAAAGAAAUCAUCUCAUACAGACAGUUGAUGGUAAUGGAUGAAACGUAUGUUGUAAAUCAGGUUAAGGAAGAUGUAUCCUAUGUUUCAUUAGAUUUUAAUGAAGAUAUGAAUAUAGCUAGGAAACGUGGUAAAGAGAAUACUAUAGCUAGAGAUUAUGUUUUACCAGAUUAUACACAUAUAAAACGUGGUUAUGUUCGACCAACUGAUCAAACAACUGGUAAAGCUCAGGGCAAUGAACAGAUUAUAAGAAUGAAUAAUGAAAGAUUUGCUGUACCUGAGAUUUUAUUUCACCCUUCAGAUGUUGGUAUAUCUGAAAUGGGAAUAACAGAAUCUAUAGCACAUUGUGUUCAAGGUCUUGAUGAAGAAAUGCAGCCACAUCAGUUAGGUAAUAUAUUACUGACUGGCGGAAACUGUCAUCUUCAGGGCUUUAAAGACAGGGUAUAUAAAGAUGUACGAUGUUUAACAGAUGAAGAUAUUGAUGUCAAUGUAUCUGUACCUGAUAGCCCAUCAACAUAUGCCUGGGAAGGUGGAUGUUUGCUAGCUAAAGAUGCUAAUUUUCACAAGAAAAUGGUGGUCACAAGACAAGAGUAUGAGGAACAAGGACAUUCAAUAUGUGAAGAAACAUUUGAUGUGUAGCAGAAUUAAGUGCUAUAAAUAUUUUUUAUAAAUAUAUUACAUUACAAGUGGUCAUCGUU